This is a messenger RNA of Quercus lobata, 603 nucleotides long. RefSeq names its product protein LURP-one-related 4-like. Lineage: Eukaryota; Viridiplantae; Streptophyta; Magnoliopsida; Fagales; Fagaceae. The annotation marks the transcript as partial. The record is from RefSeq and is a predicted model, not a curated record. The transcript is spliced from 3 exons.
UGCUUCAAUGCUUCUUCUUCUUCUUAUAUUACUUCAAAGAGAGAAGCAUUCACUAUAUGGAUGAAAUCUCUCGUGAUAUUGCAGGGAAAUGGAUGUACCGUUUUCAACGAAAAUGGCGAGAUUGUUUAUCGUAUUGAUAAUUAUGACAAGAAAUGCAGCAACAAACUGAAUCUUAUGGAUCUCCAAGGCAAUGUUCUUUUUACAAUACUUAGAAAGGUACGUUAUCUAAAACUACAUAUAUGGGUUUUUAGACGUUGGGACUUAUAUAAAUGCAAUAAUGCUUCAAUGUAUAACAAGGGGGAGCCACUAUUUCAAGUAAGAAAAAUUUACAGAGUUCCUAAAGGAGAUGUAUCCUAUCAAGUUACCAUGCUAUCUGAAAAAGCUCAAGCAAGUUGUUACAUGCUAGAGAUCUCCACUGGUGAAUUAGCUUUUAAAAUAACCGACAGCAUGGGAGAACUUGUUGCAGAGGCAAGGCAAAAGCACUCUUUCUCAGGAGUAGGACUAGGAUACGAUGUGCUAACUUUGAUGGUGGUGUCUCACGUAGACCAUUCCAUUGUUAUGGCUCUAGUCACUGUGUAUGGCUUAAUGCAAUGUAGAAUGUGA